AUGACGUGCUCAAAAUGGGUACUCUACGGAGCACUGCUAACUGGUCUCGCUCUCUUUCAACUCAUCAGGUUGACAUUUCGAGCUGGCCUCCGACAUAUCCCUGGGCCAUGGCUCGCUAGAUACACGACCUUGUAUCGGCUAAGUCUCGUUUAUAAAGGCGAUUCCCCUCGGCAGUAUCAACUGUUACACGAAAAGUAUGGCCCUAUUGUGCGCACAGGACCGAAUCAUGUCUCGACCUCAGAUCCCGCUAUGAUACCCGUUGUAUACGGCAUAGGAAAGAACUUUCAAAAGACCCCCUUUUACACAACAAUGUCCUUGAUGUACCAAGGACGGCGAAUGGACAGCAUGUUCACGGAACGGAACCCUAAAAUACAUAAGGCGUUAAAAGGCUCAGUGGCGCAGAUAUUCUCCAUGACAAACAUGCGAAAUUUCGAGGUUUAUGCCGAUGAAUGUAGCGCCAUCUUCCUAGAUGCGAUGCGCGAUCUCGAAGGGCAGAGGUUAGAUUUGGCACAUUGGCUACAGUGGUAUGCCUUUGAUGUUAUCGGUAGCAUCACAUUUCAACGACGAUUCGGUUUCUUAGAGAGAAGGCAUGAUGUUGACGAAAUGAUCAGCAAGAUCAACCACGGCCUCGAAUUAGUCAAGAACAUUGGGCAGUCCGAAUGGUUGGUUGCACUGUUCGACGGAUUGUAUGCCAAUUCCUGGAUCAGGGAAAACUACUGGCCUGACACAAUGGAUAAGUUCUUGAAAAUUACCGAGAAAGAACUAGAUAAAUAUGAUCGCAGUCCAAAAGAAUCUUCCAGGACAGACUUUCUAUCUCAGCUACGAGAAAAGCAGGACAAGACUGGCAAAGUAACCCACAGAGAUAUGAUAAAUCAUCUCUCGAACAAUCUUCUCGCGGGAAGUGAUACCACAGGCAUAUCCCUGCGUGCUGUAGUUUAUUUCGUCAUCAGAACUCCACGGGUCUACGACAAACUGCAAAGAGAAAUUGAUGAGGCUGAUCAGGCCGACCAGCUCUCUGAGUAUGUGACAUAUCAAGAGUCGUUGGAACUGCCAUACUUUCAAGCUACAUUGAAAGAGGCUAUGCGGAUGCAUCCUGCCGUAGGGUUCCCUUUGGAGAGAUAUGUACCUGAAGAAGGUGCAGAAGUCUGUGGCUACAAUCUUCCAGCCGGCACUAAUAUCAGCACUUCGGCGCCAUUGAUGCAUAUGAACAAAGACGUUUUUGGUAACGACGCGCAGAUAUUUCGACCUGAAAGAUGGCUGGAGGCUUCCCCCGAGCAGCUGAGUCUCAUGGAUCGCACCUUUAUUGCUGUACGUAAUCUCACGUAUUGA
Molecule: messenger RNA, 1329 nt
Organism: Fusarium fujikuroi IMI 58289
Lineage: Eukaryota; Fungi; Ascomycota; Sordariomycetes; Hypocreales; Nectriaceae
Product: related to pisatin demethylase cytochrome P450
Exons: 5
Coding region: 1-1329 (442 amino acids)
Molecular function (GO): heme binding; monooxygenase activity; iron ion binding
Source: RefSeq, a predicted model, not a curated record